UAACCGCCGCGGUGGAGCGCGAGAGCCGCUGAGGGGCAAGAACAGCCACCCUGUCCCCGCCCCGGCAGGGAAGGCUCCCGGGGGCCAGCGGGGAUGUGGUGAGAGGGAGGCGCCCGGAGUCGGAGGGCAGCCUCGCCUCGGAGCCCGCGCUCCGCCGCCCCAGGGAAAGAGAGGAUCUCUCACCCAUUUCUAAGUGGAAGUUCAGGAGGAAAUGUAAUAUGGAUUUUUGGCACAUGGAGGAAGGCGAUCAUCACUUAGAAAUUUAACUCAAUUUCACAUUUCAAGAUUUUGGGGUGCACAGAGCAGAAUAGUGCAGCCAUGUUUCGAAACAGUCUCAAGAUGCUUCUUACAGGUGGGAAAUCAAACCGCAAAAACAGGUCCAGUGAUGGAGGGAGCGAGGAACCACCAGACCGAAGACAGGCAAGUGUAGACUCCCGCCAGAGCCGAUCUGGGCAAGGCACCUCCACAGAGAACGACUGUGCUUUUGAACCAGACUACGCUAUUCCACCACUCCCAGUGACCGAAGGUAUGCAGCACAUUCGGAUUAUGGAGGGCAUGUCUCGCUCUCUUCCAUCCUCCCCCUUACUCACACAUCAGUCUAUCAGUGUUCGGCUCCAACCUGUGAAGAAAUUAACUGCCCCCCUGAGGAAGGCAAAGUUUGUUGAGAGCCCUCGAAUCCCAGAGUCUGAGCUUGGCUCACCAACGCUCACUUCAGCACAGAAACUGGACGUUGAUGCAUACUGCCCUGGUGAAGCUGAGCAGGAGCUGGGACCCCCUCCAUCCGUAGAUGAGGCAGCAAACACACUCAUGACUCGCCUGGGCUUCCUCCUUGGCGAGAAAGUCACAGAGGUACAGCCGGGGCCCCAGUACAGCAUGGAGGUGCAGGAUGAGAAUCAGACUUCAGCAGUAACACAGCGGAUAAGUCCCUGCUCCACGCUGACCAGCAGCACUGCCUCACCACCAGCCAGUAGUCCCUGCUCCACCCUCCCUCCAGUCAGUACAAAUGUUACAGCCAAGGAUUGCAACUAUGGGGCUGUUACCAGCCCUACAUCCACUCUGGAAAGCAGAGAUAGUGGUAUCAUAGCAACUUUGACAAGCUAUUCUGAAAACAUGGAGCGCACUAAAUAUGGAGGGGAGAGCAGCAAAGAACUAGGAUCUGGAGGAAACCUGAAACCUUGGCAGUCUCAGAAAUCCAGCAUGGACUCCUGUUUAUAUCGCGUAGAUGAAAAUAUGACCGCCUCCACCUACAGUUUAAACAAGAUCCCAGAAAGGAACCUAGAGACGGUUUUAUCCCAGUCUGUGCAGUCUAUUCCACUUUACCUUAUGCCACGGCCAAAUUCAGUAGCAGCCACCAGCUCAGCCCACUUAGAGGAUCUAGCUUACCUGGAUGAGCAGAGACAUACUCCCCUACGUACGUCCCUCCGAAUGCCUCGGCAGAGCAUGGCAGGUGCCCGCAUACAACAAGACCUAAGAGUACGCUUUGCACCUUAUAGACCUCCGGACAUCUCCCUGAAACCACUACUCUUUGAGGUGCCAAGCAUCACCACAGAGUCUGUGUUUGUCGGACGGGACUGGGUGUUCCAUGAGAUAGAUGCACAGUUGCAGAGUGCCAAUGCCAGUGUGAACAGAGGGGUGGUGAUCGUUGGGAACAUUGGCUUUGGUAAAACUGCCAUUAUCUCCAGACUGGUUGCUCUCAGCUGCCAUGGCACACGAAUGAGACAAAUUGCCUCUGAUAGCCCACAUGCCUCCCCAAAACAUGUGGAUGCAAAUAGAGAGCUACCCCUAACACAGCCACCUUCUGCUCACUCGUCAAUCACGAGUGGAAGCUGCCCUGGAACGCCUGAAAUGCGCAGACGCCAAGAAGAGGCCAUGCGGAGACUCGCCGCGCAGGUUGUCGCUUAUCAUUACUGCCAGGCCGAUAAUGCCUACACCUGUCUUGUGCCCGAGUUUGUACACAACGUGGCAGCACUGCUCUGCCGCUCGCCACAGUUUGUCGCCUACAGGGAGCAGCUGCUGCGGGAACCACAUUUACAGAGCAUGCUCAGCUUGAGAUCCUGUGUUCAGGAUCCCAUGGCCUCCUUCCGGAGGGGAGUCCUAGAGCCCUUGGAAAAUCUUCAUAAAGAGAGGAAGAUUCCAGAUGAAGAUUACAUCAUAUUAAUUGAUGGUUUAAAUGAAGCUGAAUUUCACAAGCCAGAUUAUGGGGACACCAUAGUAUCAUUCUUGAGCAAAAUGAUUGGAAAAUUCCCAUCCUGGCUGAAGUUGAUAGUGACGGUCAGGACAAGUCUACAGGAAAUAAUUAAGUUGUUGCCCUUCCAUAGGAUAUUUUUGGAUAGACUGGAAGAGAACGAAGCCAUAGAUCAGGACCUCCAGGCAUAUAUCCUUCAUCGAAUACACAGCAGCUCUGAGAUCCAGAACAACAUCUCCCUUAAUGGCAAAAUGGACAACACUACAUUUGGCAAACUCAGUUCUCACCUCAAGACCUUGAGCCAAGGGUCCUAUCUAUACCUAAAGCUCACUUUUGAUCUCAUAGAGAAGGGCUACCUGGUACUAAAGAGCUCCAGCUAUAAAGUAGUCCCAGUCUCUCUCUCAGAGGUUUACCUAUUGCAGUGCAAUAUGAAGUUCCCAACACAGUCUUCCUUUGAUCGGGUUAUGCCUCUCUUGAAUGUGGCAGUGGCAUCUCUGCAUCCAUUAACAGAUGAACAUAUUUUUCAGGCCAUUAAUGCUGGUAGCAUUGAGGGCACACUGGAAUGGGAUGACUUUCAGCAGAGGAUGGAGAACCUCUCCAUGUUUCUUAUCAAGCGUAGAGACAUGACACGAAUGUUUGUUCAUCCGUCUUUUCGAGAAUGGCUUAUCUGGAGAGAGGAAGGAGAAAAGACCAAGUUUCUUUGUGAUCCUCGGAGUGGCCACACGCUGCUUGCCUUCUGGUUUUCUCGUCAGGAUGGGAAGCUAAACCGACAACAGACUAUUGAGCUGGGACAUCACAUUCUCAAAGCACACAUUUUUAAGGGGCUGAGUAAAAAAGUAGGGGUAUCCUCGUCUAUCCUGCAAGGGCUUUGGAUCUCCUACAGCACAGAAGGUCUUUCAAUGGCAUUGGCAUCUCUGCGAAACCUCUACACCCCUAACAUAAAGGUCAGUCGGUUGCUAAUUUUGGGAGGUGCAAAUGUUAACUACCGGACCGAAGUUCUGAACAAUGCCCCAAUUUUAUGUGUCCAGUCUCACCUUGGUUACACAGAGAUGGUGGCUUUGUUGUUGGAGUUUGGGGCCAACGUAGAUGCCUCUUCUGAAAGUGGCCUGACUCCUCUUGGAUAUGCUGCUGCGGCUGGAUAUCUGAGCAUUGUUAUGCUACUGUGCAAGAAACGGGCCCAGGUGGAUCACUUGGACAAAAAUGGUCAGUGUGCCCUGGUUCAUGCGGCUCUCAGAGGUCACCUGGAGGUAGUGAAGUUCUUGAUUCAAUGUGACUGGACAAUGGCUGGGCAACAGCAGGGGGUAUUUAAGAAGAGCCAUGCGAUACAACAGGCACUGAUUGCAGCAGCCAGCAUGGGCUACACUGAGAUUGUCUCCUACCUGCUCGAUCUUCCAGAAAAAGAUGAAGAGGAGGUGGAGCGAGCACAGAUCAACAGCUUUGACAGCCUGUGGGGAGAGACAGCUCUGACAGCUGCUGCAGGACGGGGCAAGCUGGAAGUAUGUCGUCUGCUUCUAGAGCAAGGAGCAGCAGUGGCCCAGCCAAAUCGACGUGGGGUGGUGCCAUUGUUCAGUGCAGUGAGACAAGGCCACUGGCAGAUUGUAGAUCUCUUACUCACCCACGGCGCUGAUGUAAACAUGGCAGACAAGCAGGGUCGGACUCCUUUGAUGAUGGCUGCUUCUGAGGGACAUCUAGGCACCGUGGAAUUCUUACUUGCACAAGGUGGGUCCAUUUCCCUAAUGGACAAAGAAGGACUGACUGCCCUUAGCUGGGCUUGUCUGAAGGGCCAUCUUUCUGUGGUGCGUUCCCUGGUAGAGAAUGGAGCUGCCACAGACCACGCUGACAAAAAUGGACGCACUCCCCUGGACCUGGCAGCUUUUUAUGGUGAUGCAGAGGUGGUUCAGUUUCUGGUGGACCAUGGUGCCAUGAUCGAGCAUGUUGACUACAGCGGGAUGCGCCCACUCGACAGGGCUGUGGGGUGUCGCAACACUUCCGUCGUGGUCACUCUUCUGAAAAAAGGAGCGAAGAUAGGUCCAGCAACCUGGGCGAUGGCCACCUCCAAACCAGACAUCAUGAUCAUCCUGUUGAGCAAGCUGAUGGAGGAGGGGGACAUGUUCUAUAAGAAAGGUAAAGUGAAGGAAGCUGCACAGCGCUACCAGUACGCAUUGAAGAAAUUCCCCAGAGAAGGGUUUGGAGAAGACCUGAAAACCUUCCGGGAGCUGAAGGUGUCACUCCUCCUCAACCUCUCCCGAUGUCGAAGGAAAAUGAAUGAUUUUGGAAUGGCGGAGGAAUUUGCCACUAAAGCACUGGAGCUGAAACCGAAAUCUUAUGAAGCUUACUAUGCAAGAGCAAGGGCCAAACGCAGCAGCAGCAGGCAGUUUUCAGCAGCCCUGGAGGAUCUGAACGAGGCCAUCAAGCUGUGUCCGAACAAUCGUGAGAUCCAGCGGCUGCUGCUGAGAGUGGAGGAGGAAUGUAGACAGAUGCAACAGCAGCAGCAGCAGCCCCCAGCGGAGCCAGAACCUGAAGCUCAGCACGAAGAACUGUACUCUGUGCAAGAUCUCUUUGAAGAGGAGUAUCUUGAGCAGGAUGUAGAAAAUGUUUCCAUUGGCUUACAGACAGAGUCGAGGCCCAGCCAAGGGCUUCCCAUCAUCCAGAGCCCACCCCCUUCCCCUGCUCACCGGGAUUCAGCCUAUAUUUCGGGUUCGCCUCUUGGGUCACAUCAAGUUUUUGACUUCAGAUCCAGUAGUUCUGUGGGUUCACCAACAAGACAAGGGUACCAGUCCACCUCUCCUGCUUUGUCUCCAACACACCAGAACAAUCAUUACAGACCUAGUCCGCCACAUACUUCCCCUGCUCACCAAGGUUCCUCUUACCGCUUCAGUCCACCUCCAGUUGGAGGUCAAGGGAAAGAAUAUCAAAGUCCACCACCUUCACCCCUCCGUAGAGGUCCUCAGUAUCGAGCCAGCCCUCCUGCAGAAAGUAUAAGUGUCUAUAGGUCCCAGUCUGGCUCCCCAGUACGUUACCAGCAAGAACCUAGUGUUAGUCAACUCCCUGGUAGACCAAAGUCUCCGUUAUCCAAAAUGACACAGAGGUCCUUCCAGAUUCCCCAGCUUCCUGUUGCAGUCCCACAGCAAGGGCACAGGCUACAGCCAGCCAAGGCACAGAUCGUAAGAAGCAACCAGCCGAGCUCUGCCGUGCAUUCUAGUACUGUGAUUCCAACUGGUGCUUACAGCCAAGUCGCCCAUUCUAUGGCCAGCAAAUACCAGUCUGCAUCAGGGGAAAUGGGAGUUGGUCAGAGUAGGUUGGUCUACCAAGGUUCAAUUAGUGGAAUAGUAGGUGAUGGUAGACCAGUGCAACAUGUUCAAGCCAGUCUUAGUGCAGGAGCUAUCUGCCAGCAUGGAGGGCUAACUAAAGAAGAUCUUCCACAGAGGCCUUCCUCAGCAUACAGGGGUGGAAUGAGAUACACUCAGACCCCUCAGAUUGGGCGCAGUCAGUCCGCUUCCUAUUAUCCGGUCUGUCAUUCAAAGCUUGAUCUGGAACGUUCUUCCCUUCCCUCCAGCCAGCUUGGUUCUCCUGAUGUGUCUCACCUAAUCAGAAGGCCCAUUACUAUCAACCCCAACGAAAUAAAGCCUCACCCACCAACUCCAAGACCGCUGCUUCAUUCCCAAAGUGUUGGCCUCAGAUUCUCCCCUUCUAGCAAUAGCAUUUCAUCCACCUCCAACCUGACUCCUACCUUCCGCCCUUCUGCUUCUAUUCAGCAAAUGGAGAUCCCUCUCAAGCCAGCCUAUGACAGAUCAUGUGAUGAACUUUCUCCAGUCUCUCCACCUCAGGGGAGUUACCCCAGUGAACCAGCCCGUUCCAGGACCACGCCAUUCAUGGGAAUUAUAGAUAAAACUGCUCGGACUCAGCAGUACCCCCAUCUCCACCAACAGACCCGGACCUGGGCUGUGUCUUCAGUGGAUACUGUUAUUAGUCCGACAUCUCCUGGAAACCUCCCCCAGCCAGAAUCGUUUAGCCCACCUUCUUCAAUCAGCAACAUUGCCUUUUAUAACAAAACCAACAAUGCACAGAAUGGCCAUUUGCUAGAGGAAGACUAUUACAGCCCCCAUGGGAUGCUAGCCAAUGGGUCCCGGGGAGACCUCCUGGAGAGAGUCAGCCAAGCCUCCUCAUAUCCAGAUGUUAAGGUGGCUAGGACACUGCCCGUUGCACAGGCCUACCAGGACAACCUGUACAGGCAGCUCUCCAGGGACUCUAGACAAGGGCAGACAUCCCCUAUCAAACCAAAGAGACCGUUUGUGGAGUCUAAUGUGUAAAAGACACUUGUUGGAGUAAGACCCUUAUGUUUUCAGCACACGUUUCCAGGCUUGAUUCCCACCUAUAUUUUUAUUAUUACUAUUAUUUCUCUUUGGUAGCUACAUGAGCAAGUUUCUCUGGUAAUUUCUGUGUGGUGAUCAGACAGCCAUGCACGCACUCAGAAUCUUUUGGUAUCCAGCUGACGGUGAAGCCAACAUCAAACAAGCCAGUAUUGUUUGCCCAAUUCAGACUGAGUUCCCUCCCAGGUUUCAGCUGUCAAUCAGGAUAUGUUAGUACCCAUGGAGUGGAUUAACCCAGAUCGGUCCCCUGUGGGAGGUAACCAGCUCUUUGCAAGCGUUCAUGUUCAAAUCUAAUUGGUUUCUUUGGUUUUAAGGAGCUCUCAUGUAAAAUGCUUAUGAAAAUUCCUAGUGGAAACUGGCUAAGAAUUGGCAGCCUUUUCAAAAUAUGCAUUAUCCGGUAUUCCCCUAGACAACCAGAGCCUUCCUCUUCCCACUUGUCUCUUGCCCACAAAGAGCUCAUUACCUGCACCAAAUGGGGCUUUAUUUGCUUUUACUAACAAGUAGCUAUGCAUAAUAACCGACGUGCUCGAGCUGGUUUUAUAGCAUUUUAAUCUGAAUUGGAUUGUUUGUUGUUUUUAAUAACGUAGCCUCUCCCAGUGAGUGGGGACCAUAAGAUGCUUUGCUUCUUUGACAGCUGCGUUCCAAAUGCCACAGUAUUGAUUUACGCUGAGGCGUUUUAAAAAUAUUUAGAGAGCAAUCAAACUCUGCCCCUUUUGUGAAUUUUAAUCGGCCAAAGGAAUUGGCUAGAAACCUCUUGUGCAUUUUGUAAGCAGAAUUAACCACAAUCUUUUCUUCACACCUCCAGCAGAUGAUUGCAUCUCACACACACCACCACGUUUUCACCAGGACAGUUUAAUGGGUUUUCAUUUUGCUCACAAGGAAAAUUUGAAUAGGAAAACCUUAACGGAGGAAGAAAUCUUAAAUCUUUUUUUUUGAUCAUGCUGCAUAACGUGACAUGGAGGUUUCCAAGCCAGAAAGUGUCCAAGGAGUCACUUGAGUAAAGUCCUUCUGAACACACAGCCUUGCCUUGCCAUUUCCUUUGUGUUUGCACCUACUCUUUGGAAGCUGCGUGCGGUAGUGAGGGGCUGCCCUCCUCUAAGGGAUUAAUGAGUAAAAUGUGUGUCUCUUAGAGCUGCAAGAUUUGUUCCUGGAAUUUUGGAAGGCGGUUGCUGUGUUCCAUACCUGUAAAUGUUAGAGACAAUGUUUGGCUCUUUAAGGACCUGUAGUUAAGAGAGAGAUAUUUAUAAUUAAUUUAUGUGAUCGAUUUCAGGAAAAUGUUUUUGUUUUGGUCUGGUUUCUUUCUUUUUUUCUUUCCAAUCAGAUGCUACUAGUGUUGAGUCAGUGUGAAAAGCAGGGGACAUUUCCGAAAACCAUUUUUACAGAACUGUCCAAGCAUUUUCCGGAGUUUUGUUUGCGUAGAGGGAGCUUUCUUUGCAUCGGUUUAAUUGAUUGUUGGUUACGUUUUUAAGCAGCCUUUUCAGUAACUGAGGGCAAACAGCCAGGUGGACGGGAGGAGCAGUAAUAUUGUAGCUUGUUUUAAAGCAAAACAGUGCCUGUUGCCCAGUAUUGCAUCUCACGUCAAUUCUUCAAAAGGGAAUUGGUCCUUAGAAAGCGUUAACGCUGUUUGUUUCCAAAGGGCUACGUGAAUCUAGUCAUACAAGGAAACAUUCAUUGAACCAAAUUAAGGGCAGAUCCUCAGCUAGUGUAAAUUGGUGUCACUCCGUUGUGACCGCAACACAGCUACGAUGUUUUAAACCAGUUGAGGAUCCAGCCCUAAAACUCUUAGCAAACCCUGGCUUCGAUGAGCUUUUCACUUGUGUGGAGCUGUCAAGUGAGCAGCACCAUUUGUUGUCAUUUCACUUCUUAGACCAAACUGAGUGGCGCCACCCUCGGGACAGAUCAGGUGUGUGUCUCACUGACAGAUGGAAAGUACUCUUGAUUUUGCCUCUGUGUUCUUUGGGGAUUACGUUUCUUCCACGCGGAUAUUUGUGGGACACUUUUAUAUUUCUCCGAGACAGUCUUUGUAUUGGAGGUUUGUUUUUUUCCCCAAGGGGCAAGAAGGUGCAAGUCAGAAUUUUCUCCCUUUGCUUUACGACAGGGAUCUCUCCCAGUUACCUGUGCCUCCUUCCCAACACAUUCAGGCUGGGCCACGAGGAAAGGAAGCUGCAUGCACUAUUUCUGUCAUUGAAAAGGAACUGACCAGUAUUGUUUCUCUCUUUUUUAAAGUGUGUUCUACCUUAUAAGGAGCAACUGAUUGUUUGACUCUCCCAACAGUGCACCAACCUAGCUAGAUUGUGUCCAUUGAUUUUUUUUUAAUAGCAUCUUGUUUUUGUUCAAAGCCCCGUCUUUCCUGAACAAAUGAAUGGCUUUUUAGCAUCAGUCGUUUCUUCUGAAAGGAAAAAGUAAUCAAAUUUCACCCCGUCCCUUUUUGAUAUACAGUUCAGUGAACCAUGCUGCUGCCAGAAGCCAGUCAUCUCUAAUCUUAUUGUUAAGAGACUCCAAAGUGGAUGAUCCUUGUCGAAGAUAACGCCAUUGUAAUAUCUCGGAGUGUGCUUUGCUUUGCUAGUCACUGCCAUGUGAGUCCAGUACUGUACUUUAGAAAUGUCCCCUAAAAGCACUUACAUGUACAACUUCGGGUUUAUGAAGAUGUUUUAAGGAGGAAAAAAAACAGCUCACACUUUAACACUAAUACAAAAAUGAAACAACGCUUAAAUACUGUAGCGUGCAGGGUUUUUUUCCACAGUAUCAUGUGUUACAUUUUCACAGGAUUCUUGCACUAAUGGUUUACCAUCUGUUCUCUCUGUAAAUGGGUGCACUUUACUGUUUGAAUUUGUUACUAUGAUAAAUACUGGAUAUUUAA
This is a messenger RNA of Malaclemys terrapin pileata, 9415 nucleotides long. RefSeq names its product tetratricopeptide repeat, ankyrin repeat and coiled-coil containing 2 (gene TANC2). The coding region runs from base 319 to 6495 and encodes 2058 amino acids. The transcript is spliced from 29 exons. The record is from RefSeq and is a predicted model, not a curated record. Gene Ontology annotation, biological process: regulation of dendritic spine morphogenesis. Lineage: Eukaryota; Metazoa; Chordata; Testudines; Emydidae. Gene Ontology annotation, cellular component: dendritic spine. Gene Ontology annotation, molecular function: protein binding.